Molecule: messenger RNA, 17777 nt
Organism: Porites lobata
Lineage: Eukaryota; Metazoa; Cnidaria; Anthozoa; Scleractinia; Poritidae
Source: the annotation of a GenBank genome assembly
UUGCAGCUAAAGGAGGUGGCACGUAAAUUUAACAGCUUACCUGAAAGGCAAGCGAAGGUGAAUUAUUUACUUGCUUCUCAAGAGAAAGCAGAAGCAGCCAAGGUAAAGGUCAACUGAUAGCGGUAGAAAGUGAAGCACUGCAUUUUAAGGGAGUGGUUUAUAACUGUUAUACUACUACAUGAGAAAUUUCUGCAAUUUCAUUGGUUUUCAGCUUAAUUUGAAAUACCUACUUGUGAAAAUUAUAACCCUUGUGCGGGUAGUAGUAUAAACAAAUAAUAGCAUUAUUUGUACGUGAUAUUUCAAAAUUGUUUCAAAUUUCACAAAUAACCAUUUCAAAAUAUCACUUGUGGUAUUUAUGCCAAGUCUCACUAGAAAUCAUGCUAUUACCUAUAAAAAUUAAAAACAAAAUUACUUAAUACUAGAGGUUUGCCAGUAACUUGAACUUGGAGAGAAAUCAAGAAAAGAAAGCUUUGUCCUUGUGAGAGACUACAUAAAAUACUAACCACACCACAACACAUAUUUUGUAUGCUGUUUUGUAGAUGUAAGAAUAGUACUAAUAUUUAUCAUCAAAAAACAAAUUGUAUUUUUUUCUUUGGGCAGGAGGGGGGGGGGGGUGUAAUAUUAGGAAACAGUUUACAUAUUGAAAUAUUAUAGUAAGACUCAAUAGGCAUUUAUUAAGUCUUUUUUGCCAGCCUAUAUUCCUUGCUUAAUUAUAUCAAUUUAAGCCUUGCAUUUACAUCAGUGGUUUACCUUAUGUGUUGGCUUUUGCAAGUUGAAAAUUUCUACAUUUCAUAGUUGACUUGCAACAUAAUGUUCCUUGACUGAGUUGGUAGUUUUUGACUUACAUUUGUUUUACUUUAAUGCACAGGAAGAAAAGUCCAAGAAAGAAGACACUGUUUACUGCAUCUGUCGCACUGCUGACACCAGUCGAUUUAUGAUGUAAGCUGGUAUUUGUAAUUUACUAUUGGUAGGAAAUAUUACAAGAUCAGUUACAUUGCUAUUCAUACUGGAUAAAUCUUUCCUGACAUUUUAUUUAUUUAAACAGAACAUCUUAAUCUUACUUACAAUGCAGCUAUGUAUAUAACAUGGUAAUGUAAAGGCUGAUUUAGACAGUACAAUUUUUGCUUACGACUGUCGUGCGGGACUAGCAUACGUCUUGACUUUUGACCAUCCACACUUGCACAAUUUUCACAACGACAUCCACACGUGUGGUAUGGAUGUCGUGGGUCUAACUUACACGACACGAUCUGACAUGAAGUCAGGAUGUAUGCUAGUCUUGCAUGAUAGCUGUAAGCAAAAAUUGUACCAUCUAGAUAAGCCUUAAGGUAACCCUAACCCUAAUUUUAUUGAAUUUAAGGUGAGGUAGCAAACAAGUAUUUUGGCAAGCAAGGUUAACCUCUAGCCAAUGCUGCCAGUGCUUUUAUCAAUCCACACAUGUGGCCUGCUGGGUACCCCUCAAGUCCCCUUAAGUUAACAGGGCUUCAUUGUAUUGUGACAUGACUUGGUAGAUCACUGUCUUUAUGUUUGAAUUUUUGCAGGUUCCUUUAAUUAAUAGGCAAUGAAUUCAAACUGUCUUUGUUGAAUAACAAGUAAAGAGAAAAUCAUUACAAAAUAGUACGCUGAUGAAAAGUGCAUUGUAGAGGCACAAUAUUUAAGGGACUGUGUGUAUAAGAGGCCUUCCAAGAGGGAAAAGCAACAGGUGACAUGGCCCUGAAAAUUGACAACAAUCCUCUCAGAAAGCACCGACAAUAGACAGAACAGGAGGACAGCAACAAACCGUUUUUUAAGUAGUGAAAGUGACAUCUGUUCAAUUUUGCAUUUUGGCUGUUUCAAGAGCCAAAUAACAAACUUUCAUUCUUUCCAGAUGCUAUAUUUGCCAUAAAUUACAAAUUGAGUUUCACAAAAGUUGAUGCCAAACCAACAGAGAAAUUUUCAUCUGAGCUAAAAUGCAGCAGUGACAUUUUUUCCUAACCUACCAGGUGACAGGCAGUCUCAGAAUAUGACUGACAAAGUGACAGCAUGACACCCAUUGGAAGGCCUCAUACUAGUGCAUGAAAUGGUUUUUCCCUUGAACAAAUGUGUACAUGAUAUUGCAGCUGUUGACUUACAUUUAAUAUUUUCUCUUAAUUCUUUCAUUGUAAUCUUCAAUGCUUCAUGAUCUUGAGCAGUGAUACCCUUCCCCACUUCUCCGUUUUCUUUCAAAUGUUAGUUUAAAAAUGGUAUUAAUGAUUUGUUUUACUUUGUUUUGUACAGCUGUUGUGACAAAUGUGAUGAUUGGUUUCAUGGCGAUUGUAUUGGUAUUACCAAGCUGGAGGCAAAAGAAAUCAAGCAGUUUUACUGCAGGGAGUGCUUAGGUGAGUUACCCACCAUGUUCUGGCAGUAAAUGUAGAAUGAAAAUUUUCCUUACCUCUGUACCACAGUCUUGUAUCAUAUUGUAGAAAGUUACUACUAUUCAAACCAUGAUCUAACUUUGACUGAACUUUGACUGUAAAAUGUAAAUUAUUGGACAAUAGUUCUUUCCAGAUAGUAUUAUACCGGUGACUAAAUCUUCAUCAUUUAAACUUCUUCCUUUCUUGAACGUUACAAUUUUGUGCGUCACUUUUUUCUCUUUUCUUGUACAGAAAGUGAUUCAGAUCUUUGUAUAAAGUACAGAGUAAAGAAACCAAAACCAGAAAAGAAAGAUAAUAUUGUAUUAGAGAAGAAAGAAAAACAGCACCUGGUUAAGGAUGAAGUAAGUUCAUUUUGGUCACAACAUGCAGUCUGUGAUUUGUAAUACAUUAUAGCUGGACAUUGAACUUUAUAGCACAUGUACACUCAGCCCAUUUGUUUUGUUGAGAUAACAUGACAAGAGCCAGUGCAACUGAAUCAGGUUGGACAAAUGAAAGCUUGCUUUCUGCCACUAUCUUUUGUGCUGAUCUUUGAUUAAUCUGACGACGGUAUGGUAAGGUAUGGUAAAGUACAUUUCGUAUUGUAUGGUGUAGGAUGGUAAUUGAGCUUAAAAAGAAACUUGCUGACUUAAAAUUGACAGUGUCUGCCUUUGAUAAUGUUACUUGCCAUUUAUUGUCAGGUUUUGUUUACUAAUGUCAUGUCAACUGUUGCCAGUCAGUACUGUAACUGAUUUUGAUUACAAACACUCAAAUGCUUGGUAACUCAGAACUUGCAUGAUCUUGAGCCAACAUUGAUUUCCCCUAGGUUUUAUAGGCCAUUUUCUAUAUGAUUUUCAGUCCUUUGAUAACUUGAAAGUGUAAUGAGCGCUAAUAUCAAAGUUUGAAUGUCCCUAAAUGUGGUGUGCUCUACCAAAACAUAUCACUCUGUUUGCACUUCUCUUCACAAAGAGAUUUCACAUCAUUUGAGUAAAUAAUUUUUUACUUCCUAUCCCCCUAAAGCUUCAACCUUAUGUAAUUUCCCUGGAAAGGUUGAGUCUUCAACUAUAAAAACUUAAAUGUGACAUGUACAUGCGGAGCACUGAUGGUUGGUGUGAAUUUUCCCUGUUUGUGCAAAUGGCUAUUGUUAUUUAUCAACCCUUUCAAGUGAUGAAUAUUCAAAAAUGCGAGUUUCUCGAAACUCAAAACUUCAUUCUAGCGUCUCGAGACUCGAUUCUCACAUCUUGAAACUUGAUUAGUUUGAGUUUUGAGAUUCGACAAUCAAGUGCGAUUCUCAAGUCGAGACUGUCAACUUACUUUUGAGGGGUACUGUAUGUACUUAGGCAACCUAAGUUUAAGACUGCUGCUUAGUGUAAGACUGACUUUCACAUUUACAUGUACACAGGUUAGAAGUGUAUGUACCAGGUUCAGUGUUGCAUUAGAUAAUUGAAUAAUGUGCAACAUGAAUAUUCCUAACUUGUGUUUUUGCUACUAAAAUAAUGAGAUAAACUACUGUCACUAUAACUACAGGGUGAUCGCAAGAGGUCACGAAGGACAUGUGGAGAAUGUGUAGCUUGUCUUACAACAGAAGACUGUGGCCAAUGUGACUUUUGUAAGGUAUGGACACUUGUGAGGGACCAUUCUAUACUUGUAGCUAGUGGAGAAAAAAUUCUUCCUGGCCCAAAGUCCAGAUUAUAGCAGUAUGAGCCAAAGGAACUUUAUGAUUGGCAAAGUUAAAGCAAGAAUUGAUUUUCAUACCAUUUGACACUUUUUCUUACAAUUUUUUAUUUAUUUUUGUCUUGUCUACAAACUUACGUCAAAAAUUUUCUUGUCAUGUGUCCAUGAAACAGCAGAGGUGAUAGGUUUGAGCAAAGGGUUAUUUAGGUGAGGGAUGUGUGUUUUGCAUGACUUUUUGUGUGUUUGUACAGGACAUGAAGAAGUUUGGUGGACCUAAUAAAAUGAGACAGAAAUGUCGCCUGCGUCAGUGCCUUGUCAAAUCAAGGGUGAGGAUAUUCUUCUACGUUGUAAAAUUUGAUGUUAUUUGGAAUUUAUUCACUGCACCAACACCUUUGGUUUGUAGUGAGGUAUUUGUCUUCAGACACAUAUUUAUUCAGAUAAUUUAUGAGUAGUUUAGAACUUUGUAGUUUGGUUAGAAGAAACAAGUCAUGAUUGCUCAUUAUUUCUAGGUCCUUUUAAGAGGAGGCACAGUGUACCGCGACAUACUUAAGGAAGAAGAGGCAAGAAGGGAAGAUCUUGAUGUUGAAAUAGAGGUAAAGUGUUGAUCAUUCAACCAGGAGGAGGCAGCAUGGCUGAGUGUUUAGAGUGCUGGAAUUGCAAUCCAGAGGCUCAAAAUUAAAUCCCGCCCUAGCUGCUAGUUGGAUUUUGUUUUGUUCUUAGUAGUCUGGAUCACCUCCUCACUUACGCUUGUUUAUAUCCAACUGGGUUUGCCUUCUGCUUGUUUGGAUUCUUAGCCUUGUUAUGCUUAUUUUCAAAGUAUGGUUUAUUUGUGGGCCACAAUAAAGUCUACUGGGUUACCAGUAAUUUAAAGUCAAUUUAUUUAUAUCAUUUAUCAGCUUGUAUGCUCUUCUUCUGAUGGGCGGAUGAGGGAUGUGUGGACUUUUUUGUUGUGGUCGUCACAUAUUAUUUUUUGUUACAUGUAAAAACAAAUACUGGAGAACUUGAAGGUUCUGAUCAAUGUGUUUGUCUGCUGUGAAUCAAAUCAAAAGAGAAUCAGAAAACUUUAUAACCCUGUAAAUCUUUUAAACAGAGUGUAACACCAAAGAAGCAAAGAAAAGCAGUGAAGAUGAAGCAUGCUAAAUCUUCUCAGAACAGAAAGGUUUGUUAGCUCUUUCACUGUAACCUGUAUGUGUAUGAAGAAAUCAUUUACCGAGUUCAAUCAAUCAAUUAAUUGAUUUAUUUAUGUCAUGAUGUGAGAUGGGGUUGCCCAAAAAAUCCGAGCUGGAAGCUCAUGUAUAAAACGCAUGACAACAAAAAUGAUUUUAAAAGAUUAAAAAUGUAUAAAAACAAAUAAAAAUCAAUAUAUCCUGGAAUGUUACGUAAUAAAUACUCAAAGCGACAUCCUCCUGCAUCCCACUCAUAACACUCACAACAUUCACUCAUCGGCUAUUUUGCUUAGUACAGAAUUAAUGUAAUAUGCUAAACCAAGGCUUAACCUGAAGCACAAAAUAUCUGUUAUAGGUGAAAAUUAAAUUCAGGUUAAAUUUUUUAAAUCUAGGUUGAUUCUUAAUUUCCUUUGUCUCCUAGCCCUGAUUAUUCAUGAAUAGGGGCAAAGAGACAAAGGAAAUUGAGAAUCACUUUAUAUUAGGUUAAAAAAUUUUAACCUGGAUUAAAUUUUGACCUGUAAUGUAUCCAUUUCUUGAAAGGAAAAACAAAGGCAAUCAAAUGAAAGACCACGUAAGAGAAAGAGAAUAAUGUCUAUUGAAGACAAGAUGAGAAUGUCUGCUGAUUAUUCUGAGGAAAGAGAUAAGCUGGAUGAACUUCCAGGCUGUAGACAGUGCUACGGAUCUGGAUGCACUAAGACAGCUCGUGUGGGUUCUAAAUACUGCAGUGACGAGUGCGGCAUUCAGCUAGCUGUCAGGUGCCCAAAUUCUACUGCAGUGAAUUUUCACUUUGUUACUUAACAAAGUCUAUAAAUCAUUGACUGUGAUUUCCUCCCUAACUUAGAGGUUAGAGCACCCAACUGGUUCUGUGGGACACUAUCUACUGAAUCCAAUCAGGGACUAUCGGGUGCAUUAGUCUGUUGUAAUACUCCUCUUAGCUACAAAUAUAAGGCAUUGAGACUUAGGCACAGCCUUUGUUUAUGUGGUUGAACAACUACCCUUUAAUAUUCGUAACUACUGUAGUUAUUACACUUGCCUGGACUCCACAAAUACAUCACCUUGAUUUACCAUAAUUUCCUACCCAAAACUGAGAGCUGUGCCAAAAUAACUAGGCAAGGGUCCCCAAUAGGUUUCUCAGGAUCUGGGAUUUAGUUUAUUUGAAGGCCAGGUAGAGGAAAAGGGUAGUGAGAUUCAGGAUUGAAAUUAAGAAUGGUAGGCCCAGGCUUCUAUUUUAGGCUUCCCCGCCACCAUCUUUUGCUAUAUAUUUCCUGCAGUAUGUAUAACCUCUAAUGUGACAAAAUAAAUAAAUAAAUGAAUAAAUAAGUAAAUAAAUGGUAUUUGGGAUUAAGUGAUAUCACAAUGUGGGAUCCAGGAAAUUUUGUAAUGUAAGCUACAUGUAGGAACAUGUAGUAUUGGGUCAAAUUCUGUCAGGGUGUUGAUUGUAGUUGAGUAUUAAUAUUAUAAGAUGGCAAAAGUAAUAAUAUGAUCAGGUAAAAGUGCAAUGUUUAUCAGAGAUCAUUAGUCAAAUAGUUGAAAGAGAGGACAGAGGUUAUAAUGGGUAAAAUACUGAUGAAAAGAAGUCAACUGGCUGCAAGGGACAGGAUAGAUAAUUAAUGCUUGUUAUUUAACAGACGUAUUCAAGAGAUUUUGCCACAGCGCGUGGCAGAGUGGAAAAAAACUCCAAGUGUUGCUGAUCUUAAGGCUGAAGAAACUCUGAAGGAAUUAUCUAAAAAGAAGCAGGUACUGUUAACUUGAUUUUGUUCAGUAUUCAAACUCUAAAACUAAGUUGCAAAAUUUAAUAUGUGGAUUUAGCCAAGCCUAAAAGAAUAGUUCGGCCUAUGCUAACUGUUUAUUUUUUAGCUAUUUAUAUUCUUUAACAGUUCGCUGAAUAUUUUUUCAAUUACACACAUUAUUCAAUUUGUUAUCACCCAGCUGGCAGAGAAAAAAGCUAUAAGACACCUGCUAGUGCAGUAUUCUUUUUCGAUUUUUUUUAGGAAGCUCAGGAUAAGUUGUUAGAACUUGACAGGCUGAGCAAUGAACUUGAAGCUUUUGUAGAAAAGACCAAAAAUGCUACUAUUGAAGAAACAGAGGUAAAACUCAACUUUGUUACAUUAAUAAUUUUUUUAUUGAUUUAAUGUAACAGUUCUGUUCUUCCUUUUCACUUUAUAAGGUUAUAACCCUAAGUCCCUAUGCAAUAAUAUUUACUGGUGAUUUUUACUGUUUAACAAAGGUCCACAAAAAGACUUUGCUGUUGUAUAAAAUAAUAAUAUAUUAAUCAGAAUAUAAAGACAAUUGAUUACAUAGACAGGGUGCAAAGAAAGUCAUUUUUACAGCUUGCCAUUUGGGCAAGCUGAAUCCAUGUACAGCUGUCUGCUUACAAGAGAGUGUCUAUUUAUAAAGGCUUCUACUGUCUUUGACUUGACAUUUUUGCAUGACUAACUGACAAAUUCUAAACCAUUGGCUUGAAUUUGACAAACCAAACUGGCACUAACGAGCCAUACUAGUUUAAGUGUGCUUGAUCUAUCAGUGUGCAAAGAAAGUAGUGUCCGAUAGCCUGGGGCUAAUGGAUUUUGCUAUCAGGCUAGUGAAUUCUGUUCUUAACUUGCCCGAAGGGCAAGUGAAGUAUUUUGAGGAAUUCAACUUACAAAAGAACAGUGAAAUCAAUUCUGCUCAUCAAAAAAUUGGGGGACUAGUUAAAAUGAGGUUUGGGCUAGUAAAUGCUAGCUACUAGCCCCAUUUGCACCCACGUGUAGACUCUGUAUUACUUAUAUAAAUACAUGUACCAUUCAUUGCUACACCCAUAGGCAGUAAAAUUGAGCAAUGAUUCAUAUUUUCUGUAGCAGUGUUCUUAUUGUAAGCAGUGCAAGCUCCAAUAAGCAACCUCAUACCGUAAAAUUCCGAAAAUAAGCCCCAGAGCUUAUAUUUUUCAAAGGCCCUUUUUGAGGGGCCUAUUUUUGGAGGGGCUUAUAUUCGGAGGGGCUUAUCCACGGAGGGAAAUUUGCAUUUCAAAAUCGAUUGGGCUAGCCGUAUAGCUGGAAGUAAAUUUACCGUUUUUACUUUGUUUUACUUUGCAUUUGAGAGCAAUUUUCCAAGUACAAGCCCCCGGGAGGCUUAUAUUUGGAGGGGGAUUUAACGGAGGGUUUUUUGCGUUACCGGAUUGGGGGGGUUAUAUUUGGAGGGGCUUAUUUUCGGAAUUUUACGGUAUCCCAUAUGCUGCUAACAGUAAUGGUUGCUUAUAAGAGUCAUUCCUGUUACCGCCCAGCUCUAGUUACAGACACUUUUGCUGAUUGAGGAGGUUGUCUGCUUACGGGAGCUUUUGACUGCAUAAAUAAAACCAAUAAUUACUUUAUCUGUUCCUUCAUUAACAAUAAUUUAACUAUGAACUGCAUUGUGUUAGGCACAGGAUAGUGAAGCAGAUGCUGACACAGAUCUUCAGAUACACUGCAUCACCUGUGGUCUGCCACUAGCCCCUAAAGUGGCCCUUAGACACAUGGAGAAGUGCUUCAUGAAGGUACGUGAAGUAAAAGUUAAGCUUUGUUAGCCUUUGAGGUAGCUCUUUUGGAGGAACUAACCUCCUGUUUCCAUGAGAAAUCUUGCUCAUAUGUGGAAGUUGUAUGUAGCAGUAUAGCUCUUAAUAAAGAGGUUUGAUUGUUUCCUUUAACCCAUUCGCUCCUGGAGAUUUUGCCCAAAAACGCGUUUUGAGGCUAGUCGAGUGGUUUUCUGGUCACUGUCGUGCUAUACAGAGCUAAAACUUACCACAAACCGGUUUACAGGUUGUACACUUGGCGGCCUUCUGAUCCAGAUGCAAAAUAUCAGCUUGCGAAGUUCGGGCAUGCGCAGAAAGCAAAAUUUCGACAUAGUUUUUGGGUUUAAAAGUGACACAGCAGUCAGUUUUACUUUUCGCUUUCUCUCCUCCCUCUUUUUUCGCUUUUCUUGCCUCAUUUUUUUUUUUCUCUUGCUGGGCAUUUAGUAGGCUUCAUUUUGGUGGGAAGAGUUUUUAGGAAAGCUUUUUAGGAUCUUAGGAUUAGGUGAAAGGAAAGGUAGGUGGGUAAUGGAACAAGAUUUUCAUAGAGAUUUUCAGGUCCUUGUCACGUGUUUUUUGCUUCUUUCUCCGGUGUCCUUGACUGAAUUGUGCUCAUUCUGGUAUGGUUUGAAAGAUCUCUUCACUCUGCACAAGUUAGCGAAGAAAGUUGUCCUUGACCGUUAAAACUGAUGACGUCACAAAGGGUAGAAAGGACCUGGAUCCGCACGGGCGGUUACGGGCGGUUCAGGGGCGAAUGGUUAAAGAAAAUAUUCCAAACCUAACAAAAGCACUUGCACCUUUAAAUUCCCACCUCCAGGUAUACAUGUACAUGCUAAGGGUGUUAUAGUCCAGUGAAAAUCAGGAGUGUUCUGUCAUUCAGUGUAUUAGGAGAGUACUUUAAAAAAUCUCAAUAGUAUGAAUAUUAAUGUAUAUAUAAAAUUUUGUUUAUGGCUGGCCCCAUGAGCUGGCAAGAAGAGGCCAAUCCUUUGUUUUGGUUGGCUUGGCCAGUGGACGAUAUAGGUCUGUCUUGCCUGCUCGCGAUAACUCACUUUCUCCUGCAAGAAAAGAUUUUGCCUUGAUCAUAUAAUAAAUCGUUUUUUAACCAAGCUUGUUUGGGUCAAUAUAGCUCCAUAUUGGCUAUGUUCUAUCUGACCUUGACCCCAUCUCAGUCUAUAAGAUGACCCUCUUGCUUUUAUUGCUGCUCAAGGCACAUAGAAACUUUGUGAAGGUUUAAAGCUUUUGGAAAUUUUUUGUUUCCUUUUCGUUUCCUGCAGAAUGAAAGUUUGACGACAUUUGGGUCCAUCUACAAAAGUGCUGGGUAGGUUAUGUCAUUGCUGUUGUUUUUCUUUUUUUGACAAGGAGUUAGUGCACCAACUUAGAUCUACGAUUUUAGUACAGUUAUUCUCCACAUGAAAAUAAAUUGUUGGUAGUCCUCAUUCUUGCUGGGAAUGCUCCUGUCAGUUAGGGUUGAAGUGUGUGGGGCUGCCAGUUAAGGAUGGGGUGGGUGGGGUGCAUGCCAACUCUAGAAUUUGGUCGAGUCACGUAAAAAUGAGGGGGAAAAUGGAGGUGCGGACGACUCAAAAGUUCCCCUCCCCUUUUUGUUCUUUUAUCCUGACUCCCUCUCCCACUGACUGCAAGUUUUACUCAACUCGAUUCUUUGUAGCUGUCACAAACAGAUACACAUACUGUGUGAUAAUCUUCAAAUUACAAUUAACCCUUUAAUUUUUCUCAGGAAGCUCUUCUGUGAUUACUACAACUCACAACAAAAAAUCUACUGUAAAAGACUGCGAGUUCUGUGCCCUGAACACACAAAGGACCCAAAGGUAUAUUCUAGUUAGUUUUACCGUGGUUUACCUGAACAGAGUAAGGUAGAGUGGAACUCUUGCAUCCCAAAUAUGAAAAAACAUAAGUGUACUUUCUUGAAUGCAUUUCAUGUAAUGUGCUUGCUAAAGAGGAGGGAGGGUAAGUUGCUUCAAGUGAUAGAAACUUCUACUACUGUUUAUACAGUAAAACACAAUAUUAUUCAGUAGGCACAAAGUGUUGCUGUUUUGUUCAUCACAUAUUAUCUCUUUGUUUUAACAGAUAUCUCCCACUGAUGUGUGUGGUUGCCCCUUAGUUACCAACGUCUUUGAAGAAACUGGGGAUUUCUGUCGGGCUUCCAAACGAACUUGUUUAAAACAUUACUGCUGGGAAAAACUUCGACGAGCGGAGAUUGAUCUUCAAAGAAUUCAACAGGUGAGGUUGUGUGUUUGUGAUUAUGGCGUAUUUAAUAGGUCAGUGGGGGGGGGGUACUCACCGAAGUUUUAUACGGGGAGUCUCCGCCCUGAGGUCCACACCCUUUUAUGAAACAUUUUGGACAGAAAAGUACCCUGGGUGCCAGAGACUUUUCUAGCGCGGUUUCCGGUUUCUGUGCUUCGCCGCUCGUGGCUUCGGCCUUCGGCUAACACCGAAAAUUUCCGCCGCAAGCGAGAAAACCCUCUGGUACUCAGAAAAGGUACCUGUAUCGUUGUUAACCUUAGCUCUACUGACAGAUAGUGCCCCUUUGACAUACCUGGUUUAGAACAGUAAUACAUUCCUUUAUCUUCUUUAAAUGCUCGUUCUUUUGAUGUGAAUAAAUCACUAAACUAGAAAAUCUACUUCUCUCUUUCACAUCCAUAAAAUGCAUCUGUUAGCUCUUUUUGGUCCUUUUACAGAUCGAAAUGACAGAUUCCCCUCCUCUUUCAUAUAUUUCAACCAAUAAAAUCCUUACUCUUUUAUAUACCUGAAGCCUGAAAAAGGUACCCCUUUGGGGGGGAGCAUCCUCGUAUAGGCUUUAAAUGAAGCACCCCCUGGUUAAUAGCUUUAAAAAAAGUUGAAAUGUCGAUUUUGUUCAUUGGAUAAAGAAAAACAACCUUUUCAGAGUUUUCUAGUAGGAGCAGUAUUGUAGAAUGCAUUAGACUUCUUAAUUCAGUCUCUACAUUGUCAUGCCAAAGGGUGGAUUUCCACUGUCGCGUAAUUAUCACGUGCGUACGCGCGUAAAUAAAAAUAGAGGCGAUGUAUGAAAGGUCUCGGGCAAACGUAAAAGCUGAGUGAGGUUCAAGUUUUACGUUUACGCGCGACCUUCCGUUCAAUGUCUCUUUUAUUUACGCGCAUAAUGUAAGGUCGCGCGUACACGUAAAAGUUGAACCUCGAUCAACUCUUACUUUACGCGAAGCCUAUCAUAAAUUGCCUCUAAUUUAUAUAUGCGCGUAAAAUUUACGUGCGUGUCGCGUAAAAAUUACGCAACAAUGGAAAUCCACCCUUAGGAAGCAACAUUAUAAUGUAUAGAGUAAAGAUCUUUUACGGAUCACAGUAAGGAUUACCAUGUAAGUGUCCGGAUGGAUAUGACAAGUAGCCCCCGCUGGUUUUACUUGCUCCUAUUAUAUAUUUCAUUUUUGUAGUGGCUCAAACUCGAAGAAGCGUUCGAACAGGAGAGAUCCUUGAGGUACAGUGCAGCUCAGAGAGGUGGUGUGUUAGGACUCCUAUUGCACCAGACGAUAAGCCAUGAGUAGCCUCCACUCUCUCCUGUCGUUCCUGUUACGUACCGGCGGAUGACCUGUGCUUGUGGAUUACGCCUUCCUCGAGGGGCGCAGCUAGAGGAGAAUCCUGGGGUGCCUGUGACCUCUCCACCUGCGACCUUUAGAAGAGACAUAUCUAAUCUCUUCCCCAAAACGCCAGAAAAUCGAUAAAGCACAGUCCACGUUAAAAACUUGAAAUUUGCGGUUUUUGAAUGACGGUAUCUAUGCAUGUAUUUUGCGGACGUAUCCCAUCCCCCUCCCCAUCACACACACAAACGCGCUCACUGUACAAGCUAAAAAUUUCACUUUUUUAAUCAGUUAUGGAUCGUUGUCGACGUGACAAUCUGCUAGGUGUAGGGUGUGACACAGUGUGAAUCCUCCCCCUGCCCCCUCCCCACUUAAAUGCUCGUUACGCUCUUGUUCUCUCCUUUUCAGAGAGGAAAGCAUUCCAGGUUUUACGUCCCUUGUAAUUUUUGUAUAAAAUUAAGAAUAAAGUAAUUAUUUUGCCAAUGUCCUUUUUUUUGUUUGUUUCGGUGAAAGCUAGUUACAAUUAUAACAUUUUUUUUUUAUUUUGCCAACCUUUAAGUCGACCCGCUUUGUGGCCUGCUAUAAAGCAGGUGUAUUUUGCGGCGCGGUGCAUGAUUUUUUUUCGGGAGUAAUGCUAUCCCGCCAUCGUGGACGUUAAUACUACCAGAGAGUUGGCGCGUGUCAAAAACUGACUUCAAGUGAGAGGUUGAAGAUGGCGGCGGCGAUCAAUGUACCUCUGAGGUUCCGUUGAAAAAACGCACUUGUACUUGGUGAGAAGUUUUUAAUGAACUCGUUAAAAAAUGCAGUAAAGGACACUGCCCGCAAUUCUAAAACCUAUUUCACUUUCAACAGUUCCGUAAAGUGACAAAGUGGGGAUCGCGAAAGUAACAUUUGUCCAAAAGUGACAAACAUUGGGUCUAUAAUUGGCCACAGAAUAGUUCAUAAUAGGGUAGGCCGGUAGGGGUUUUAAGCUCGGAAGACCGGCAGCACAAUGAUACCCAGCAAAAAUUGAACCAAGUACCCACCCCCUCCCUACGGGCGGAUGGGUGAAAAGGACACUGCUGUCUAUAUAUAAAAUUGCUCUUGUUUUAAUUGAUGUUUGCUCUUGUUUUUUUAAAGUUCUAAGAUUCGUUGAAGUGGUUAAAUUUAGAGCCAAUUAUUUGUUUUAGUGGCUCUUAUCACUUGUCACUUGGCGUGGGAAGACCAUUAGAGAUGCGCGGGAUAUGGAAUCUAAUCAAACUAUGUAAAUAAGAUAUGAUAAUCUGUAUAUUAAUGAGAAUUGUUCAAGUGGUAACCUAAGUUGAUGUCGUAUCAGACUCUGAUCGUACGAAAGGCAAGGCUUACUUAAGAACAGGUAAGAUACUUGAGCAGAACAAUGUGUUGAACGAUCAUAUAGAAUUCCUGUUAGACGUUGCUUAGUUAUCAAUCUGUAUGGUUUGAAUAAUGCUUCACGAACAGCCAGCUAGCAACCCUACGAAGACUCUACGCAUAAUUCAUUAAUUGCAAAAGAUUGCUUUAUUGACUCAAACGCGGAUUUGUCAUUCUAGUUCCCAGAUUUCUGUAGUGUCAUUUACGCCACUUGUUUAAGUGGAAAGCUUCUCUCGUGAUCUCUCAUAAUAUAUUUUAGUUGGCUAACCUAACCUUUUUUAUCUGCGCCUUGUUCGUCUUUCAUGGCCACGCAGCCGUUGCGUGACAAAAGAAGAUUCUCAGACUCCAGUCAAUACCACAGGUAACCCAGGCUCUGUGAUAGUACCACAGUACGUUCCAGUAAAAUUACAGUGUUUGUAUGGGGUAAAAAUAUCAUCCUAAAAUUUCUAGGAAAUACUAAAUAAAGAUCAAUGAAACUUACUCUGCAGUUAAUUGUUGUUGUCCUUAUUGCUCCAACGAAGUUUCGUGAUAAUUUGCAGUAAUUUGUUCAAAUUCACUCUAUCUACAAUAAUAAUAUACAAGGUACGAAGGAGAUGGGUAGCCUGCGGGGUUAGUAUAUGGCGAUAGGGGGGAACACUCCCCUCUUUCCCCUUCGUGUGCGCGCGUCCUCGAAAAUCAUCUCUUCGCCCUAACAAAAUCACCGCCUACCACACAGGCUUGGCGAGGGACGGAGCGUAUGGUGCCUUAAAGCUUCGUUGGGCCUUCUCCUACUCGUCCUCUUUCGCUCCGGGGAUCGAGUAAAGGAGGGCCUGGAAACGAGGUUGAGUUGAGUCUACGUGUGUACGUGGAAUGAAAACAGCCAGUGUAGCUUACAGUGUAGCAGACAAGGGGCAAGGAAAAAGGGAAGAUUGGGGAGAGAAAUCGAAGAUGAGGGAAGUGAGUGCCGGAUCGUCCGGGUUGGUGUAUUCCUGAAUAGGAAUGUCGAUAACCGUGUCUGGCGUUUCAACAUGUGCGGUAGUGAUAUGAAGUCAGUCACUGCUGGGUUACACCCAGCGCCUGGAACGAUCCGCCAUGGCUUACUUAUGACACGACUCCUUUUUUCAAACCAUUCACUGUGUCAUGUCACGCCUUAAUCUUGUGAACCAUUAUUGACUUUAUUGGACGUUUUUGAAUUUUCCAGUUCCAAUGAGCAGUAAAAAGUUCCCAAUUUUUCAAGAACGUGAAGGCGAAUGGACGUCACCAAGCACAUUCUUAAUUCAAGGAGUUCCGAUUCUCCAAUUUUUCACCCCAGAUCCAGCAGUCCUGUACAGUUACAUAGUAAAUUUUGAGACGAGAGCAGAAGAUGUUUUUGUUGUAAGUUAUCCUAAGUCAGGUAUGCAAAAUUAUUUUUUUAGAAAAGAGACAAGCCCCCUUUCAUUCUCUAAGGGAAAAGCCGUUGAGGCCGACGAGGUUGCCAAGGAAGUCGGGAAGAAGAGUGGGAAGUGGGGGGAGCGGGGGCUACUCCUUUAAAUGUAGGAGGGGUGUGGCAAGGGUUAGACCAAGGAAGGUUUUCAAAAUCAAAAAUUGACACCCUUUGUAUUGCCCGUGUCAUGGCGUUUUCAGCGGCCAGUUUAUUUUUAGAACGAUUUAAUAAUGAUAAUAAUAAUAAUAAUACAUAAUACAUAAUAAUAAUAAUGGAUUUAUUUAACAUUUCCACUAGGUGGCUCUUUAUCUGCUAAAAAAAAAUAACAUUUGUAAUAUAAAAAUUUAAAAGCGGUAAGAUAAGUAAGCAUUGUAUAUUGAGGUAAAAUGUUACAGCUUUUAUCAGCUUGAUGUUGAUAGAUGUGUGACACUAGUGGGAUUUCAAGCUGCGUGGCUGCACUAGACCUAAGAGUUCAAUUGGCCUUUCGUGAGAAAAAAUCGCCAUUGGGAACUGACUUCAGCAGCUGCCAUUCAAAAUGUUCUCUAACAGGUAACCAGUUAAGCUUUAUGAUAUCCUCUCUUUCAACCAGUUUGCCUACAAUAAAGCACUUACGUGCUGUUUAAAUUCUUUGGAGGCGUUAAACAAUGUGAUGUGGUAAAUUAUGAUAGAUAAGACAAUUAUAAUACAACUUGGAGAGAACUAGGGCGAAAAAAUUCCUCGAUUUCUUUAGGAUUGCAAGAGUGCGAUAGCAAAAUGCUGAGACUUGCUUAACACUUUCUUCCCCUUCAAGAUGGUGGUCAAUCAGGGGUCCCUAAAAGUUUUUGACGCAUAGUUAGAAUAUCUUUUAAGUCAUCGCUCCGUGAAAACGCCGGUACAUCCGUGACACAAGCUUGCAAAAGUUCGGUUUUUUAUCAAGCUUACUAAAUACUUGGGGUCAAUACCCGAAGUGGUCAUAAGAAGAUUUAAACGUAAGACGGACUGUCUUAGCUCUGGUGAACUCUAGCUAUCGAAACGUCAACUUUUGAUUAUUUUCACGGUGGCAAAUUAACGUUAACAACUCACUUGAUAAAACCAUAUGCCCCAGGCCCCCACUAACGCAGUACCACAGGUUCUUUUGAAACCUAUCCCUUGAUUUUAGCAGUACACAGUUAGAUGGGAUUAGUUAGAUAGCUAGUUGCCAUCUUUUCUGUUGUUGUUGUUCAGUUCCUUCGACAUGGCUUAUCUUUCCUUUUAAGGGACAACCGGGUUGCAGGAAAUAUUUUGGCAACUUUUUAAUAACGGUGAAAAGAGUUCAAGAAAGAUUUUCGAAAGAGUUCCAUUUUUAGAACGUGCAACUAGCCCGGAUCGACCAGACAUCCGGGCUCUCCCCAGUCCACGCCUUCUUCAUAGCCAUCUAACAUAUGACGUCAUACCUAAAGGAAAUCAGACUGCUACAAUCUGCAAGUAUAUUUAUAUUGCACGAAAUCCAAAGGAUGUUGCAGUAUCGUUUUAUGAAUUUAUGAAAGACCAUGGUUCAGAGGCAGGAUAUAAUGGUCCCUGGGAGUUCUUUGCAAAGCUGUUUAUGGAAGGAAAAGGUGAGGUUUAAUACCAGACUGUUCAUGCUCGAAGUAAACCCCCUCCUUUAAUAUAUUGUGUUGUUACUGUUUCAUGUGUAAAAAUCUAUAGAAACUGAUAGGCAAGAAAAAAGGCAAUAUGCACCAGCAACGAGUGUGUAAUUUUCUCUUGUUUGUUCACGAGCAGAAUUUUGCAAGGAUAUUGCUAUCCUUCAUCUAUAUAACACUGCCCAUUAUAGAGUAAUUUCUCUUUCUUCAGCGCAGCUUGCAGUGAAUUGUUCAUCAUAGUUUCCACCUUGUUGUCAUCACUGUUGUUUAAUCACCAAGGUGAAAAAAGGAACUCAGACAAACUGUUUUUUUGUGUGUGUAGUGUCCUAUGGUCGGUGGAAUGAUCACGUGAUUGGCUGGUGGAAACAUGCGGAUGAUCCCAAUGUUUUAUUUCUGAGAUUUGAAGACUUAAAGAAGGUGAGAAGUGUUUGUAGAUGAUUCUUUCCUAUUUCAGCUCAGUUUAGUUUCUUUACGGGUAGAGAAUUAGUACGCGCUACCAUAUAAUUAGUGACAAGUUUACAUUGUAGAUUAGCAUAUAUUCUGUAAACCGCUUUUGUUAUCCUAUCUUAAGAAGUUCGUUUGUUGGUUUUAGCACAAAAUAAUGCAAUGUGCAGUAUCCCUUUGAUAUGCGUAAAAACUCAACAGAGAUAAAGAUGGAGAUGCUACGCCUAAACUUGUAACCUAUCUAUAAAAGUUUAAGUCAGUUGCAUUACUUAAGUCAAACUUUAGUUUUGCUUUUGGAAGCAGCUCACCCCAGUAAGAUCGGGAUGGUUAUUGACUGAUCAAUUGUUUAAUUUUUGACCUGCAGGACUUGUCACGCCAAGUUCGGAUAAUUGCCGAGUUUCUUGAAAAACCAGUAACAGAGGACGUCAUAAACAGAAUAGCUGAGCAGUGUACCUUUAAAGGAAUGAUGAUGAAUGCCUCAAACUACUGGUUAGGUGACAGUGCAGAAGGACCUAAACUGUUACGUAAAGGAGAGAUUGGCGACUGGAAAAAUUACUUUACCUCAGAUCUGAACGAAAAGUUUGAAAACGAGGUUAUGAACAAGAUUAAAGGAACUGGGCUGGUAUUUGAUUUUGGAGUUGACUUUCAAAAUUCUUGCGAUUGUGCGAAAUAG